CCCCUGGCCCUCUUCCUCCUGUGCAGACGUAGCUGCGGGUGGCUGUGGUGUCGGCGGCCAAGAUGUCGACCAAGAAUUUCCGAGUCAGUGACGGGGACUGGAUUUGCCCUGACAAAAAAUGUGGAAACGUAAAUUUUGCUAGAAGAACCAGCUGUAAUCGAUGUGGACGAGAGAAAACAACUGAAGCCAAGAUGAUGAAAGCUGGGGGCACUGAAAUAGGAAAGACGCUUGCAGAAAAAAGCCGAGGCCUAUUUAGUGCUAAUGAUUGGCAGUGUAAAACUUGCAGUAAUGUGAAUUGGGCCAGAAGAUCAGAAUGUAAUAUGUGUAAUACUCCAAAAUAUGCUAAGUUAGAAGAAAGAACAGGCUAUGGUGGAGGUUUUAAUGAAAGAGAAAAUGUUGAGUAUAUAGAAAGAGAAGAAUCUGAUGGUGAAUAUGAUGAGUUUGGACGUAAAAAGAAAAAAUACAGAGGAAAGGCUGUUGGUCCUGCAUCUAUUUUAAAGGAAGUUGAAGAUAAAGAAUCUGAGGGAGAAGAAGAGGAUGAGGAUGAAGAUCUUUCUAAAUAUAAAUUAGAUGAGGAUGAGGAUGAAGAUGAUGCUGAUCUGUCAAAAUAUAAUCUUGAUGCCAGUGAAGAAGAAGAUAGUAAUAAAAAGAAAUCCAAUAGACGAAGUCGCUCAAAAUCUCGAUCUUCACAUUCACGAUCUUCAUCACGCUCAUCCUCCCCCUCAAGUUCAAGGUCUAGGUCCAGGUCCCGUUCAAGAAGUUCUUCCAGUUCGCAGUCAAGAUCUCGUUCCAGUUCCCGAGAACAUUCGAGAUCUCGUGGGUCGAAAUCAAGAUCCAGCUCCAGGUCCCACAGGGGCUCUUCUUCCCCAAGAAAAAGAUCUUAUUCAAGUUCAUCAUCUUCUCCUGAGAGGAACAGGAAGAGAAGUCGCUCUAGAUCAUCUUCUUCUGGUGAUCGCAAAAAAAGACGAACAAGAUCACGGUCACCCGAAAGGCACCACAGGUCAUCUUCUGGAUCAUCUCAUUCUGGUUCCCGUUCAAGUUCAAAAAAGAAAUGAUGUAUUAAAAUCUACAUCUUAAAAAAAAAUUCAGUACAGUGCAUGAAGCAUAUUUUUUAAGAAGUUGAUGUCUUACUUGGUCAAAAGUGCUAAAUUUGCUAGUAGAGGUGCAUGCCUUUCAUUGCUUUUCAGAACAAGACAACUGUGUUUAUUUGUGAAUUUAAAAUAAAUAGCAUUUUAAGCCAUAAUGUCCCAAAAUAGAAUGCUAUAUUUAGCAUUCAUUAUUUAAAGCCAUUUGCUUUAAAACCAUCUUAGC
This is a messenger RNA of Echinops telfairi (small Madagascar hedgehog), 1311 nucleotides long. It is a transcript of the gene ZRANB2, whose product is annotated as zinc finger RANBP2-type containing 2. The record is from RefSeq and is a predicted model, not a curated record. The coding region runs from base 63 to 1055 and encodes 330 amino acids. The transcript has 10 exons. Lineage: Eukaryota; Metazoa; Chordata; Mammalia; Afrosoricida; Tenrecidae. Gene Ontology annotation, biological process: RNA processing. Gene Ontology annotation, molecular function: RNA binding; lipopolysaccharide binding.